AUGAAGAAAGAAAUUUUCUCUUUGACAGCAGAGAAUUUGGCAUAUAAAAGGCCGUCCUCACAUUCAUCAACACUUUCAAUACAAGAUAUCCCGUUAGUUGCCAGCUUUGGAAAUGACGGUGACAGAACUGGGGCCUGGCAGCGAUGCAGUAUCACAAAAAAAGACAUAGUACCCUGGUGGCAAGUGGACCUUACAAGGCAAGCUGCAGUCACAAGCCUUAGAAUACAGAAUUCCGAAACUUGGGAUCCUCACAGAAUCAAUCCAUUCGAUGUCAGUGUUGGGGACAAUAAGUCAAAUGGCGGACGAAACAAUACACUGUGUGUGAAAGACGGAACAUUGCCAAGCGGAGAGUUGAGAAAGUUCGAUUGUCCACAGGUUCUGAUGGGUCGUUACGUCAGUAUCUUUUUGAACAGACAAGAAUAUCUUCAAGUAUGCGAGGUUGAGGUUUAUGAAGCGAUUUAA
Rhopilema esculentum is the source of this 462-nucleotide messenger RNA. Lineage: Eukaryota; Metazoa; Cnidaria; Scyphozoa; Rhizostomeae; Rhizostomatidae. The record is from RefSeq and is a predicted model, not a curated record.